Molecule: messenger RNA, 3091 nt
Organism: Hydractinia symbiolongicarpus
Lineage: Eukaryota; Metazoa; Cnidaria; Hydrozoa; Anthoathecata; Hydractiniidae
Exons: 2
Coding region: 396-1733 (445 amino acids)
Source: RefSeq, a predicted model, not a curated record
AAAAAAAAAAAACGCCUUUUUUUGGCGCGAAAAAGACACGUUUAAAAAUUUACCCUUAUUCCAAGGAAACAUCGUCAUAAUAAUAAUCUAAGUCGCUUACGUGAAAAAUUUUAAAAGGUUCAUCUGUUAUAUUUGGUUUAAUAAAAACAUUACCCUUCCAAGACCAAGAUGAUGCAAUUCUACCUUCGUGAUAUAAUUGACUGCUCAUUCCCAACAGGGCUUUAUAAGCUGGGCAAAGAUUAUCUGAAAUAACAACUUUACGAUGAUUUACACUGUCACCACCAGUUAAAACUGGUAACUAUGUUCUUACUCAAUGUAAACCUACCAUUGUCAGUGCUCUUGGGGCUGUCCCCAAACCUGACUCUGACGAGUUACGCAUUAUACAUGACUGUUCCAUGCCAGUUGGAAAGGGUGUCAAUACAUACAUUGAUAUUGAAAAACAAAAAUUUCAAACUAUCGAUGAUGCCUGUGCUAUGAUCAAACAGGGAUAUUUUAUGGCCAAGGUUGAUUUACGCCAUGCAUAUCGGUCAGUACCUGUUCAUCCAUCAAACUAUGCUGCGCUUGGUCUAAAAUGGCGGUUUUCUGGAAGCACUCAAUACUCAUAUCUUGUCGAUACUCGACUUCCUUUUGGAGGUCGAAGUGCUCCUGGAAUAUUUCAUCGCCUUACACAAUCUGUUCGUCGUAUGAUGCUAAGACAAGGUUUUCCUCUCGUUAUUGUCUACCUAGAUGAUUUUCUUGUUAUUGGCCGAACACAGACUGAAUGUUAUGAGGCCUAUAACACACUCUGUAAAUUACUUGUUGGGCUAGGGUUUCAGCUUAGCCCUGCUAAGUUGGUCCCUCCAUGCCAGCAACUUACUUUUCUUGGAAUUCUGCUUGACACUGUGUCACUUACCCUUUCUCUUCCACCUGCUAAACUGGAUGCAUUGAGGGAAGUAGUGUCACAUUUUUUAACCAAGCAGAAAGAGAAAGAGUUGCAACGUCUUGCUGGUCGCCUAAAUUGGGAUUGUAAAGUCGUGUAUGGUGGUAGAACGUUCUUGAGACGUGUCCUGGAUCUGAUGAACACCUUGUCUUCCUCUGCCUUGAAGUGUCGCUUGACGCUCGAAUUUCACAGGGAUAUAGCUUGGUGGGAUCAGUUCUUGGGUGUGUUUAAUGGACAAUGCGAUUUCUAUGACCAAAGACCUAUUACCAGUCCGCAAACUGAUGCUUGCUUUGACGCUGUUGGUGCCUUUUUUGAGGGUGAUUGGUUCUAUUCUCAUCUAUGGGUAGACCAUUCCCCUCUUGCCUCUUUGCAUAUUAAUUUUAAGGAAGCCCUGUGUGUAGUUCUUUCUGCUAUUCGCUGGGCUCCCACUUGGCAGAACAAAACUAUCCAUGUCUUCUGCGAUAAUACUGCUGCUGUUGCUGUGCUUAAUAAAGGAACUACCCAUCACCCUGUUAUGAUGAAUUAUUUACGUCAGUUGUUUUGGUUAUUGGCUACCUUCAAUUUUCGUUUGAAGGCUUUCCAUGUAGCUGGUGCUCAGAAUGUCCUUGCUGACGACAUAUCACGUCUUCAUUCAAGACAACACUUAUUAUCAUAUAUAUAUUAUCGUAUAUAUAUAUUUUGUCCACGCUUAUUAAUAUUAUAUAGAGAUGUGUUAUUACCUUGGCUUUGUUGUUGCUUAUAUUAUAUAUGUGUUCUACUUUCAUUUCAUGCUUGUAUAUAUUUUCAGCUAUUACUAUAUAUAAAUGUUUUGUAACUUUUGUCCUAUCUACAGCAAUAGAACUGUACUCUACAAUGAUGAGUUUUUAUGUGUGAGUUUAAGUGACUCAUAAAUAUAUAUUUAUGAGUGUUUAAAUGCACACAUAUAUAGAUCUUCUUCCUACAGUACUCUAGUUUGUAUUGCCCAUAGUUAGUUCACCAUUUACCUAUGUGCCUUUUCUGGUCAGCAGCAUAUAUUUUGGUCAGCAGUCUUGCUAGUAUUUAAGCUGCAGUUGCCUCAUGGUUUUCCUUUUCAGUUCUAGCAGUUUUUCUUCCUCCUCCCUCCCUGCUGCUAUUAUAUAUACCUCUAUGUUUUCACAUAUUUUACGUUGUGAGCUAUGCUAUGUAUAUAUAUAUUUUGUUCACGCUUAUUAAUAUUAUAUAGAGAUGUGUUAUUACCUUGGCUUUGUUGUUGCUUAUAUUAUAUAUGUGUUCUACUUUCAUUUCAUGCUUGUAUAUAUUUUCAGCUAUUGCUAUAUAUAAAUGUUUUGUAACUUUUGUCCUAUCUACAGCAAUAGAACUGUACUCUACAAUGAUAAGUUUUUAUGUGUGAGUUUAAGCAACUAUUUAAUAUUUGUGUGGUAUAUAUUUAUUUCAGUGGUAAUAAAACGUGCAAAUGGGGUUGACAUUAUAUCGAAAUCAACCAACCAGAUCACAGCAAUUAAAGUUAUUAGAUUUUUUCAUGGACCCAGAUGGAGGCGAUAGAUUGAUUAAAAUCUUUCCUUUUCCUGAAAGUUCGCUUUAUGUUACGUUUCUUUUUCUAAAGUUCGCUUUUUGUUAUGUUUGUCUCAAACCAUUUUGCACUUUUUUCUACAUAUUCACUUUUCGAAGUGCAGGUAGCCAUAUAUUUCUGGAAGCUGUUAGGAAAUACUAUUCAUAUGAGUUUCUCUGCCUAUACUAUUUAUGGCCAGAUGAGGAUCGAAAUCAACCAAUCAUAAACUGAUUGUGUGUCAUUGCAAAUGUGUUUUGUACAUUACUUCAAUGGUUAAACCAGCAUUGGAUGGAAAUUUUAUGAUGCCAUCAUCACAUGGCCAUUGAUGGACACGAUUAUUGAUGUAUGUAUAAUGUAAUUAAUGGAUGUUGAUGCCACCUUCCCCGUAUGUUGGUCCACAGUUUAUAUCAUUAUAAGAAAAGCGCAUGAAAAUGAGCCACUUGUAUUUGCCUGCUACAUAGAUUUCCAUGUACUGAUCUAUGCAGCUGCAGUGAAAUAUGUGAAAAUCAAACUGAAUCAGACAACUCUGAUGAGGAUGACUUAGAUGACCCAGAUUAUGAUGUUGAUAAUAUAUGACGGUGUUAAAAAAGAAUUAUUAUGUAUAUUUUUAUAAAAAAUAUAAUACAUAAAAGUUUUUUAUUGUA